This is a messenger RNA of Sinocyclocheilus anshuiensis, 963 nucleotides long. RefSeq names its product chloride intracellular channel protein 4-like. NCBI's taxonomy places the organism in Eukaryota, Metazoa, Chordata, Actinopteri, Cypriniformes, Cyprinidae. Bases 226 to 945 code for a protein of 239 amino acids. The record is from RefSeq and is a predicted model, not a curated record. The transcript has 6 exons.
GGGAGAGGAAGAAGGAAAGGUGCUGCUUUUAGUACCAUCAAUACAACUUAAUUCUUCAGAGGUCAAAGCAGAAGACAGACACAUCCAAGUGUGAACACGUGAGGUGAAGUGGAUUCUAAGGAGGCUCUGAGGUGGAUUGAUGUAAACUGACUUGAUCCAAGACAGCAAGAGAUCCUGGGCAACUGAGACGCCGCAGAAAGAGGAGGAGGUAGAGGAGGACCAGAGAUGGCUGAAGCAGCAAAGAUUGAACUAUUUGUUAAGGCAAGCGAUGAUGGUGAAAGUGUUGGUAACUGCCCAUUUUGUCAGCGGCUCUUCAUGAUACUCUGGCUGAAGGGGGUCAACUUCACCCUCACUACAGUGGACAUGAAGAGAGCUCCAGAGGUACUAAAGGACUUGGCUCCAGGUUCUCAGCCCCCUUUCCUCAUCUAUAAUGGAGAGGUCCGUACUGACACCAACAAAAUUGAAGAGUUUCUGGAAGAGACCCUUGCUCCCCCACACUAUCCCAAGUUAUGCUGCCGCUAUAAGGAGUCUAACACAGCAGGAGAUGACAUCUUUCACAAAUUCUCGGCAUACAUCAAAAACCCCAAUCCUGGGCUCAAUGACAUGCUGGAGAAGAAAUUUCUAAAGAGUUUGAUGAAGUUGGAUCAAUACUUGUUGACUCCUCUUCCUCAUGAACUGGACCAGAAUCCAGAUUUGUCCCAGUCCACAAGACAUUACCUGGACGGAAAUGCGCUCUCUCUUGCUGACUGCAACCUGCUUCCAAAGCUCCACAUUGUCAAGGUGGUGUGCAAGAAGUACCGUGGUUUUGAGAUCCCUGCAGAGCUAAAAGGCCUCACAAAGUACUUGGACAAAGCAUACAAGGAGGAUGUUUUCCACCUCACCUGCCCCAAAGACAAGGAGAUUCUGCUUGCCUACCAUUCAGUGGCCAAAUAUCUCAACAAGUAAAACUGGACUUUAAAGGAG